Messenger RNA from Diabrotica virgifera virgifera (western corn rootworm), 1563 nucleotides. RefSeq names its product E-selectin-like. Gene Ontology annotation, biological process: biological process involved in interspecies interaction between organisms. Lineage: Eukaryota; Metazoa; Arthropoda; Insecta; Coleoptera; Chrysomelidae. The record is from RefSeq and is a predicted model, not a curated record. Gene Ontology annotation, cellular component: external side of plasma membrane. Gene Ontology annotation, molecular function: carbohydrate binding. Bases 98 to 640 code for a protein of 180 amino acids. The transcript has 4 exons.
CAAAUUUAUCAUUUUUGAAAACUUUAAAAUAUAUAAAAGGUGCAAAAUAAAAAAAUUUUAGCAAAUAUUGUAUCACAGUAAUACUUGUGUUAAUAAAAUGAAGAGUUCUUUGCUAAUUUUGUGCAUUUUCUUAACAAUUUUUAAAAGUAAUGCUGCUUCUCGUGGUUUACUCUAUAGUGAAACAGAUAAUCCAUCAGCAGAAAAGUCAGCUCACAGUGUUAAACUAGAGACAUUUGAAGACAGUCAGUAUUACAUUGGAUUCACGUUUGAAGGAACAUGGUUUCAAGCUAUGCGAUACUGUAAACUACUCAACAUGGACAUGGUUAGCGUUGAGACUGAAGCAGAAAAUGAUUUUCUUUACCAUAAGCUGAAGUCAUUAUGUAAGGACUUUGGAGGCGAUGAUGACUACCGAUUUUGGUCAUCAGGAACCACCUAUGCUUACGACAAAUGGGCGUGGAUGGGAACAGGACAACCAAUACAUUACUUCAGUUGGAUGCCGAAAAAACCCAGCAGUUCCAAGGAUGAAAAUUGUCUUGAAAUUAGAUAUAAUAAACACGAUGGUCUUCUAUGGAGCAACGAAGUUGACAAUAAGAACUUGCAUGUUAUUUGUGAAUCAAAAAUUUCAAAAGCUGUAAAAUAAAUAUUGUAUUAUAUUAAAGUUAACAAUACAGCGUAUGUACUUAUACAGUAUGGUGCAAAUGUCUGGAAUAAAUUCGAUAUUUCGUAAACUAGCGACUAAAAGGAAAAAUUUCGAAACAGGUCGAUUUUUAUUUUUAAGUUGCGAUAUUUUGAAAUAUAUUUGCUACGAGUGACGUCAUCCAUCUGGACGUGAUGACGUAAUCGAUGAUUUUUUAAAUGAGACUAGGAGUCAUGUGAUAGCUCAUUUGAAAAGGUUUUCAAUUCUGUAUUCAGUAACAUAAAUAUUAAUAAAAUUGUUUGCACACAGUCUCCAAAAAAAUUUUAAAUAAAAUUAAUUGACAAAAAAAGAAGAAUGUAUGUAAUUUAUUUAAUUUAAAAUACAUUUAACUACUGUCAGAGAACAGAAAAAACAUGUUAAUUUGACAAAUAAGCAUUGCUUUUCGCUUAAAUUAAAUGUUCAAACUUCCAAGUGGCAGGUGGUAGGUGGGCGCUGGUUUGAAUAUUGAAUUUAAGCGAAAAACAAUGCUUAUUUGUCAAAUAAAUAUUUCUUCUGUUUCCUGACAACAGUAAACUAUAUUUUAACUUAAAUAAAUUACAUACAUUAUUCCUUUUUUUGUCAUGUAUAUUAAUUUAAAAUUUUUUUUGGACACUGUAUAAACAAUUAUGUUAACAUUGUAUACUACUCAAUACAGAAUGGAAUUUCAAAUGAGCUAUCACACGACCCCUAGUAUUAUUUAAAAAAAUCACCGAUUACGUCAUUACGGCUAUAUAGAUGACGUCACUCAUAUGAAAUAAAGCCAGAAUAUUGUAAUUUAAAAAUAAAAAUCGACCUGUUGCGGGAUUUUUCCUUAAAGUUGCCGGUUUACGAAAUAUCUAAAUUAUUCCAGACAUUUGCACCAUACUGUAUAAAAAGAAUUUUUUCAA